UGUAGUGGUCUGAGCAGAAAUAGCAUUCGAUAUUUUCCUGGGAAAGCCCUCCAAAAUGCAAACAAAGUACAAUUUCUGAGUGUAGACGACAACCAGAUUCAAACAGUAUCCAAAGCUCACCUGUCAUAUUUGGUCAACUCGGAUUUAAAACACCUAAAUCUGAGCAACAAUCAAAUCAACUACAUACAGCCAGGGUCUUUCUCUCAGUUACAGAAACUGCUGAUUUUAGAGUUGCAUGAUAAUGACUUGGCCACAGUAGAAGAAGGAGUGUUUGGAAACAUACCUAAUCUGUUACACUUGGACUUGGUGAGGAACAACUUGCAGAUCUUGAAAAGUAAAUACUUCACCAACAUGCCCACACUUAGAACGCUGAGACUGCACUCCCAGAAAACCAAGAUGACCAACAUCUACUUUGAUGCCUUCGAGAACAUCAACGACAACCUGACCAACCUAUGGGUCAGUGACAAUGCUUUAACAAGUUUUCCUCACCAAGUUUUGUCUGAGCAGACUUACUCCUCACUGAAGGAAGUGUAUGCAGACACUAACCAAAUCACUAACCCUAUUGAGUACACACUGGAUGCAUUUAGUCUGAGCAUGACCUCAACCUUUAAUGCCAAGUCAGGAGUCUUCAAAGUGUGGACCAAAUCACCAAAUAUUGAAAAACUUGAGUUGUCUGCUAACAGGAUUGCUGAGAUCAAGUCGGACUACUUCUGUGUGUUGACCAGCCUGACCUAUUUAUACCUGGACAGUAACCUCAUCACAGACGAGAAGUUCCCUAACGAUGCACUGGACUGUCUCUCCAAACUCUUUUACCUGGAGCUAUCGUCUAAUAGCUUUAAGUAUGUCCCCCAGACUGUGAGAAGCUCGGCUAACCUGACCAGUCUUAGACAGCUGUACCUGGGAUCCAAUGACAUCACCUUCCUGGAGGCUGAUACCUUCACCAGCGCCAACCUCACUGUUCUGGGACUUCAGUACAAUGGGAUUCUUGCAGUGGAAGACAAUACAUUUUGUAAAACUCUGAGAUACAUAUACCUUCACGGAAAUGAUUUUAGAUUUACCCACAAAAAGCCUUUUACAGAUAUGUCAAAUCUGGUUCAUCUCCAGUUAAACAACAAUGAAAUCGAUGAUAUCCCAGAUGAGGCAUUUGAUGGAUGUACCUCUUUGGCAACUUUGUACCUGAACAACAACAAGCUGGGCUGGCUAAAGGUCACAAUGUUUGAGGACAAUGUACUUACAGAUUUUAGAGCAGCAAGCAAUGAAAUAGCCUACAUAGAGGAUGGCACUUUCAAAAAUUUCACUACCAUGAAUUAUUUGUACCUGGGUAAUAAUGAGCUUACCAAGCUACCAACAGGAGGAGAUUUCUCUGACAAGACGAUCACACACCUCCAGCUCCAGAGUAACAGAAUCACGGAAAUCAACACAGGGGUCUUCAAUAAUCUUAAUGUGGCCUACCUGUCUCUUCAGAAUAAUGAGAUAUCAGUGAUUGGAUCUGAGGGGUUUAAGGGAGUCAGUGUUUCCCAGUCUCUGUCCAUGACAGGAAAUGUCCUGAAGAAACUGGAGUCAAGGGCCUUUGUGGACGUAAACAUUGAUCAGCUGAGCCUGAGUGGGAUGCAGCUGACCUACCUCCUGAAGGAUUCCUUUGUUAAUGUUCAGGCCACAGACAUCUUCCUCCAGAACAACCAAAUUGAUUACAUUGAGGAGGGCGCAUUUGACACCAUCUCCAUCAGUGAUGAUCUACACCUGUAUGGGAAUGGUAUGACAUCACUUCAGGGAAACAUCUUUGCCAACAGCUCUGUUAUCUCGGAUUCCUUGUUUUUAUACAGUAACAACCUCUCCUCAAUACCCAUCAAUGCAUUUGAUAACCUGUCUGUUAGAAGAGUAUACCUCCAAGACAACGUGAUAACUGACUAUCCAACAGAUACUCUGUCUAACAAAGCAACUCUCACUACUGUAGACCUGACCAACAACAAGAUCUCCUCGGUCACUUCCUCUACCUUCCUCAAUCAGGCAUCUCUCACUUACCUUGACCUCGACAAUAACCUUUUGACCUCCAUAUCUAAGGAUGUAUUUACACCACUGAUUUACCUGCAGAAUCUGGACCUGAGUGGGAAUUCCAUUGGUUACGUGGAGCCUCUGUCCUUCAGUUCUCUGACCGCCUUACAGACACUGGACAUCUCGUCCAAUCAGCUGAUCUUCUUCCCUAAGCUUCCUAACAUGACCAGCCUGAGAUCUGUAGACAUCUCUCAUAACCAGCUACAGUCCAUAGAGUAUCAGGCAUUCGACGACUUUGUAGGCAGCAAAGUCUUCAAAACUCUGAAGCUUGAUGAGAACUUACAGAUGGGAUGCGAUUGUUACCUCUAUGAGACCCUCCUGGCUGUACAGACCACUAUCAGUGGGGGUCAGUGUGGGACCCCAACCUCUGUCGCCGGGGUUAUGUUUGGAUACUCCAAUAAAACUUCCCCCAUGUAUUUUGAAAACCAACAGCUCACAAAGUUUUUGUGUUCCCCCGUGAACCUAGUGGCCUCUUCCCCCUCGGCGACCCAGCUGACCGUGUCCUGGACACGCCCCAAUAACACUGUGUCCUCCAGUACCUACAUCGCUGAUGCUGUGGCCAGUGGCUGGCAGUACAGGUUGACCUGUACUAGCAGUCCUGGGGGAGUGGUGUCUCAGGCUUCAGUGAAUGGUACCACACACACCUUUACAUCAGGUGACGGAAUCACUGCAGGCACCACCUACGUGUGUACCGCAGCUCUUGUCAUAUCUAAUGCCACCAGUGCCGAGAGUCAACCAGUAGUGCUCACCACACAAGCAGCUGUUGCCACUGGUCCUAAUGUAACAGUAGGAGCCACAGACUGGAUCUUGCCAAUCAUUUACUAUGAUUAUAGUGUGACAAAUUCUGAUUUCAAUGGAUUCUCUAACGCCAUCAUCUCUAAGCCAACCUAUGUUCCGAGCCCCUAUGGAUCCUGGCUGUUGAGAUCAUCUAAUCCGUCAUCCGACACCUUCUCUGGCUGGUUUGUGGAUCAAACGGGAACCUCAGUGAAUUAUGUGUAUAAAGACAAUAUCACACUGUCACUUAUCUCCUCUUCUUCCCCAGUAACACAUCGGUUUACUGCCCAGAACAGCUACUUUCCUGUGGACAACAUGGGGUUUGGUAAUCAGGACAAGGACUGCUAUGGAGUGGAGCACAAUUUUGGAUUCACCUCCGCCAUCAGAUCAGGAUUUGUUUUCCAAGGCACCGAGUCCAUCACUAUAGGAGGUGGGGACGAUUUGUGGCUCUACCUUAAUGGGAAAUUUGUGAUGGAGAUCAGUGCUAGAAAUACAGGGACCAACGUACCCUGUAAAAAGAUCAUUCUCAGUGCAGCUAGUACCCCAGGUGGAAGCUACAUCAUACCGCAGUAUGGUCUGGUGUCCCCUACAACAAGCUUGUGUGUAGUCACGGGUACCUUACCAGCAGAGCAAGUGCAUGUUGAACUGGAGGUAGGGGAGAGGUACCAUUUCUCAAUUUUCCAUGUGGAGCGACUGUCCUGUGCCUCCAGUCUAUACAUUCAGACAGAAGACUUCCAGUUUAUUGUGGAUCCUGCUGAGGAGCCCCCCAGGGACUACAUUAUUACAGUGGCGGAAGACCUCCACCAGAACGGUAUCGUAGCGGAAGUCGUAUUGGCUGAUAUCUUCUCAGUGGGUCCUCCGUUCACCAUCAACGUUCUCAGAGGAAAUGAGGCCAGACAUUACACUUUGAAGGACAAGACGACAACUAAUGUGAAUGCUGCAGUGGCUCCACCUACAGUUCCCCCAACUUAUACCACCAUUGAUGGACAUACUUUUGUUGAAUGUGCCACCCCCUCUACAAUAACCCCUGAGAGCUAUGAUGGUACGGUGGAAGCCUUUACAAUGAACACACAAACAGCUCUGUUUACACUGGACUCCAGCCUUGACUACGAGGUCAACACCACCUACAGUGUGGUAAUGGAAGUUGUUGAUACAGGCAAAACCCCACCUUCUACUGGCACAAUCACUGUCAAGGUUAAGGUGUCUGAUGUGAAUGACAACUGUCCCGAGUUAACACAGACAUUGUAUCAGCUCAGUGCUAUCCCUGCUCUCAGGUCCUCAGCCCUGGCUGAUCUGACUGCUACAGACAUUGACAGUGGGAAUAACUCGGCUCUAUCCUUCUACAUCUCGACCAUCACUGAGGAUCCCCCCAUCUCCAUUUUCAAUGACACCAUGGACCUAUACAAAGAGGUCUACGAAGCCAAUACGCUGUUGAAGUUUAAGGUGAUUGUGGUAGAUGGUGGUAGCCCCAUGCGAGGAGCCACCACCUCCGUGGAGGUUGACAUUGACAACUCGUGUCUGAUUGAUGUGGAGUACAAAGCCAUUCCUUAUACCAUGACUGUUAAUGUCUCCACAGGGGAGAUUUACCACAGACUCCCAGGAUAUUACUAUUACGAAUACAACUGUAAUGAUGCCCUGGGAAUGGAAAGUGGAGUUAUUCUAGACAAGUACAUCACUGUGUCAUCUUCCUCCUCAACAAGUGGAGGUGAAAGAGGCCGACUCAACAUGACACAACUGCCUGCCAAUCUGGGAUCUUUGACGGGAGGCUGGGUCCCCACUGUCAGUGAUACCAGUCCGUACAUAGAGGUCAACCUGACAGAAGCCACCUUUAUCCAUGUAGUACAGAUCCAGGGACAGGACUCAGUGGACAACUGGGUGACCAGCUUCUCUGUACAGUACAGUGCUGACGGUGUUAGCUGGAGCACUUACUCCAACUCCUCAGGAGCCACGGUAUUUGAAGGAGCCACAGACAGGGACACAGUUGUAAGUGUCCCUAUGGUGCCAGCUGUGAAUGCAACCUACAUCCGGAUUAACCCACGCACCUGGAAUAAUGCCAUUGGUCUCAGACUGGAAUUUAAAGGAUGUUCUUUUGCCAAGUAUCAGUACUAUCGUACGACCUGUCAGAGGUGUUUAACCUCCUGGUACUGUGAGGGGGACUCCACCAUCAAGCCUUGUGGUCGCUGUGACCCCCCGGUCUCUGGUUCCACCUGUGGCCGCUCCCCCACGGAGCACAGUUUUGGAGCAGCAUCAUCCUGUACCACAUGUCCAGAGGGCUGGAUAUGUAAUGAUGGAUAUGCCUCACCGUGUCCAGAUUUUCACUAUGUGACUUGUAAUGACACAUACUGCCCUACCUCCUGUACUCAGUGUGAGCUAGGCUACGCCUGUAGAGGAGGAAAACGCUACCAGUGUGAAAAGGGAACUUACUCUGAUGGGAAUGUCAAGUUCUGUACCAUGUGUUCCCCUGGUAAAUAUCAGGAUGAGGUGGGACAGAGCACCUGUAAGAACUGUCCCGCCGGUUACUACAGCUCCGCCAGUAAGGACCGCUGUGACCCGUGCGAGGCGGGGACGUACGCCGCCUCUGAUGGCAGUGGGUGUAACUCGUGUGGCUCCACCACCCAGUGUCCCUGUCUGGGCAGCACCACCCUGUGUUACCACCCUGACCUCUGCUAUAAUAUGGAUGGUAGUCAUGGGUGUCUGUCUUGUCCCACUGGAUAUUCAGGCAAUGGAGUGACGUGUACAGAUGUUGAUGAGUGUACCACUUUAUCCCCACCCCCCUGUUUUAUGCAGCGCUGUAGGAACACGGAGCCAGGGUUCCAGUGUCUGGCCUGUCCCCUGGGAUAUGUUGGUACCUACGAGGAUGGGCUUUCCUUUAAUAUAAGUAGGAGGACCUUCCAGCUGUAUAACAAUGUGUUAGACCCCACACAGUCCCAGACCUGCUCUGAUGUCAAUGAGUGCCUAUCUAACAAUGGAGGAUGUGAUCCCAACGCUUACUGUACUAAUACACAAGGUAGUUACAGUUGUGGCUUCUGUAAGGAGGGGUAUGUAGGUAAUACUUUGACGGGGUGUGAGUUAGCUGACUACUGUCUCUCAGGCAAACACACCUGUGAUGCCAACGCCACCUGUUACUACACAGGACCUCAGGAGUACAAGUGUGUGUGUAACAAUGGCUGGGCAGGUAAUGGUUACCUGUGUGGAGAUGAUCCAGAUCAAGACGGAGUCCCUACAUUAGGUCUACCCUGCUCAGAAGCCAGCUGUAACUCGGACAAUUGCCCCUCAGAUCCCAACAGUGGCCAGGAGGAUACCGACACAGAUGGUGUGGGAGACGCUUGUGAUGAUGAUGACGACAAUGAUGUCAUCUACGAUAGUCAGGAUAAUUGCCUGUAUGUGGCCAAUUACGACCAGAAUGAUACCGACUCUGAUGGUGUUGGUGACCGCUGUGACAACUGUCCUAACGUCGCUAAUGCUGACCAGUCGGACGUUAAUGGGGACGGAGUGGGGGACGUGUGUCAUACGGACAAUGAUAAGGACGGCGAUGGAUUCCUGGACAGCGUCGACCUCUGUCCACUUGUGGCAACCACUGUCCAGACAGACACAGACGGAGAUGGUGUAGGAGAUGAGUGUGAUAACUGUCCACAAGUCAGUAACGCCGCCCAGACAGACUCCAACUUUAAUGGUGUGGGGGACAGUUGUGAUGGACAAGACAAAGAUGGUGAUGGUGUACCAGACUUUAAGGAUAACUGUCCAGAAGUUCCAAACUCCCAGCAGACCGACACUGAUGGGGACGGGACCGGAGAUUUCUGUGACUCGGACAUCGACAAUGAUGGAGUCCUCAAUGCAGUGGACAACUGUGUGUAUGUCUCCAAUGCUGAUCAAGCUGAUGCCAAUGGAAACAGAGUUGGUGAUGUUUGUGAAAGUGACCUUGACCAGGAUGGUGUUAUAAACAACCUUGAUGUCUGUCCCCAUAACAAGGACAUCAGCUCUAUAAACUUCACAGACUACUUUUCUAUUGACCUUAACCCAUCCUUGACCUCAGAGAAAGCACCUGUUAUGGCAUAUCAUACAUUUGGAAACAUAUAUGGACAUAUAGUGAGGGAAACAAGGGAGACGUGUGUUUUAGGCAACUCAGAACUGUAUGUGAAGGAGGGGGACACCAUGAUCGCUGAUUCAGGUACCCUGUAUGACGUGUCCAUUCCCGGAGGAAGGAUUGGGGUGUUCUCUUACAACCAGACUGGGGUCAUCUGGUCAGACAUGAGAUACGAAUGUAAAGACAGAACCAACAAGGCUUUAUCUUUGGAUGGGUCUACAUGUGGCAUUAUUGGGAAUAUGAGUGGACUGAGAAUAGAGAAAAGUUUUACAAUGGAAGCGUGGGUGAACCUUCCCACAGGAUACCCCUCCACCAAGAUCCCGAUUCUCUGUACAAACGGAAGUGACCUCUGUCUCUAUGUGGAGGGAGGGGUUUUCAAAAGCCAGGUCAAGACUUCCAGUGUGACUGGAACAACUUCCCUCACAGACAACAGAUAUAAUCAUGUGUUGAUGAGAUACAAUGCACAAGCUGCUACUCUAGCUCUUUUUGUCAAUGGAACCAAAGAAGUUGAAUCUACAGGCCUUGAAGAAAUUUCUUGGGCCACAGACUUGGUAUUGUACAUAGGAUUUGAUGGAAGUAAUUAUUUAACCGGAAUACUCGAUGAUAUAAGGAUAUAUAAUGUCCAGAUACCAGAUGCAGAUGUCAACAAAUUCUGGCAGAAAGUAGGAAUGGAGAGAGAUUAUAACAAGUACACAUUAUCAGCCCACUAUACCAUGGAUGAUAAUCCUA
Molecule: messenger RNA, 7639 nt
Organism: Saccostrea cuccullata (small rock oyster)
Lineage: Eukaryota; Metazoa; Mollusca; Bivalvia; Ostreida; Ostreidae
Exons: 52
Biological process (GO): homophilic cell-cell adhesion
Cellular component (GO): extracellular region; plasma membrane
Molecular function (GO): protein binding; calcium ion binding
Source: RefSeq, a predicted model, not a curated record